This is a messenger RNA of Fusarium sp. VM40, 1527 nucleotides long. Lineage: Eukaryota; Fungi; Ascomycota; Sordariomycetes; Hypocreales; Nectriaceae. The record is from the annotation of a GenBank genome assembly.
AUGAAGGUGGCCAUCAUUGGAGGUGGACCAGCCGGUCUAGCCACCCUCAGGUUUCUUGCUCAUGCACACGAACACUUCCCCAUUCCCCCUAUCGAGGUCCGACUUUUCGAAGCUGAGGCUCAAGUCGGCGGUACUUUUUCUUAUCGCGUCUAUGAAGAUGCCGAGCUCGUCUCAUCCAAGUAUCUGACUGCGUUUUCGGACUUUCGCCUCCCAAACGAUGCCCCUGAUUUUGUGACUCCCCAGGUCUACGUCCAGUAUCUCAAGGACUAUAUCUCUCACUUCAACCUUGGAUCUAUGAUUGAGCUCAAGACAAAGGUCGUCAAAGUCCGCCGCAGACCUGCCAACUUCGGCCAUAUCAUUGACUUGUCCAGCGAGUCUGGCCCCUUUCGUUGGGAAUGCGAUGCUGUAGCUGUCUGCAGCGGCAUCAACGUCAACCCCAUCAUCCCAUACAUUGAAGGUAUCGAACGAAUUGGCACAGUCAUCCACUCAUCUCGUCUCAAGUCUCGAGCUCAGUUCGGUGAGAGCACUAACGUCUACAUCAUGGGCGCUGGCGAAACUGGUAUGGAUCUUGCAUAUCUUGCUGUCACUUCGGCUGCCAAGACUGUCACACUUUGUCACCGCGAUGGCUUCUUUUGUGCCCCAAAGAUUAUCCCGAUGCCUCAAGUCAUGGGUCGUGGAAAAUCCACUAUCCCAAACAAGCCCGUUGAUACUUCAGUCGCUAGCCUGUUCGACACUGCUUAUGUCCAUCCCAAACUCCAGAGAAGCCAACUCCUUUGGACAUACUACGACCGCUGGAUCAAGUACAUGCACAAGAUGAUAUCAGGCACUGAAGAAGGCCCCGAUCAGUGGGUUGGCCAAAUGAGUCCUUCCCGAAAGUACAUGGACUCCAUUCUCCUCUGCAAGUCCGACAAGGCUCUUCCUUACCUCAACGUGGGCAAGCGAUCCAAAUCUUUGGCUAAUCGAAUCCGAUCUUCUUUCAUGAAUGUCAAGAUCAAGGACACCGGGGGCAAGAAGAUCGAUGUAAUGACCUGGCCAGAGAGCAUCGACGUUGACGGGAUCCUCCAGUUCAAGAAGGAGAUUACAGACGACACUACUAUCCCAAAGGAACAGCUCAAGCCCGACGUUCUUGUUUUUGCUACAGGAUACACCCGAGAGUUCCCCUUCUUGGAUAACGACUACCCCAGUGUCUCACAGACCAAUGUUCGAGGCAUUUACAAAGAGGGAGAUGUGACUCUUGGCUACAUUGGAUUCGUCCGCCCUGCGAUUGGCGCCAUCCCUCCCCUUGCCGAACUUCAGGCCCAGCUGUGGGUUCUUCGUCUCCUCCAGCAUGAGUACCCCAACGAGGUACCCGUCACUCGCGAUCCCAACGCUGUCAAGCCUUAUGACCUGGACUAUCAACUUCACCCACGCGGAAGCUACAGCUUCUUUGAAACCAAGCGCGCCGUCGAUCACGAGAGCUACGCCUACCAGCUCGCACUCGACAUGGGCUCUGCACCCCGCGCCCUCCAUGUCAUGAAGAAGGGCUAG